Molecule: messenger RNA, 373 nt
Organism: Galeopterus variegatus (Sunda flying lemur)
Lineage: Eukaryota; Metazoa; Chordata; Mammalia; Dermoptera; Cynocephalidae
Product: serum amyloid A-2 protein-like
Exons: 3
Cellular component (GO): extracellular region
Source: RefSeq, a predicted model, not a curated record
CAGGACGAAGCUUCUCACAGGCCUGAUUUUCUGCUCCUUGGUCCUGGGAGUCAGUAUCCAGGGCAGAUUUUCAUUCCUUGGUGAGGCUACUCGAGGAGCUGAGGACAUGUGGAGAGCCUACUCUGACAUGAGAGAAGCCAAUUACAUAAAUUCAGACAAAUACUUCCAUGCUGGGGGGAACUAUGAUGCUGCCCAGAGGGGACCUGGGGGUGCCUGCGCUGCUGAAGUGAUGAGCGAUGCCAGAGAGAACAUUCAGAGACUCAUGAGCCACAGAGCAGAGGAUUCACUGGCUGACCAGGCUGCCAACGAGUGGGGCCGGAGUGGCAAAGACCCCAAUCAUCUCAGACCUGCCGGCCUGCCUGAUAAGUACUGA